CCGGCAAUCGAUAGUUCCGCAUCUGCUGUGUUGGGCCGGCAAAUUGUUUAACUUACUAAAUAGUUUAAUAAUGUUUUAAGUAGUUGCGCCGCGAAGCAAACCAGACGACCGCAAUGUUUUCCAUGUGCAAGCAGACGCACGCCGCCACGGCGCUGGAGUUUUCGAUAGCGUGCCGCUUCUUCAACAACCUGGAGGAGAACCUGGUGGUGGCGGGCGCCAAUGUGCUGAAGGUGUACCGCAUUUCGCCCAACGUGGAGGCGGGCCAGCGCCAGAAGCUGAAUCCCAGCGAGAUGAGGUUGGCGCCCAAGAUGCGGCUGGAGUGCUUGGCCACGUACUCGCUCUACGGAAACGUGAUGUCGCUGCAGUGCGUCUCCUUGGCGGGAGCCAUGCGGGAUGCCCUGCUGAUCAGUUUUAAGGACGCCAAGCUAUCGGUUCUGCAGCACGAUCCGGAUACGUUCGCCCUGAAGACCCUCUCCCUUCACUAUUUCGAGGAGGACGACAUCCGAGGCGGCUGGACUGGUCGCUAUUUUGUGCCCACCGUGCGCGUGGAUCCCGAUUCCAGGUGCGCCGUCAUGUUGGUCUACGGCAAACGGCUGGUGGUCCUGCCCUUUCGCAAGGACAACAGCCUGGACGAGAUCGAGUUGGCGGAUGUGAAGCCAAUCAAGAAGGCGCCCACCGCCAUGGUCAGCAGAACACCCAUUAUGGCCUCGUAUCUGAUAGCUCUACGGGAUCUGGACGAGAAGAUCGACAAUGUGCUGGACAUACAGUUCCUGCACGGCUACUACGAGCCCACGCUGCUCAUCCUCUACGAGCCUGUGCGCACGUGUCCGGGAAGGAUUAAGGUGCGCUCGGAUACCUGCGUAUUGGUGGCCAUUUCGUUGAAUAUCCAGCAGCGGGUGCAUCCUAUUAUCUGGACGGUCAACAGCCUGCCGUUCGACUGUCUGCAGGUGUAUCCCAUCCAGAAGCCCAUUGGUGGUUGCUUGGUAAUGACCGUGAAUGCAGUGAUCUACCUCAACCAGAGUGUUCCUCCAUAUGGCGUCAGCUUAAACAGCUCGGCGGAUAACAGCACCGCGUUUCCGCUGAAGCCACAGGAUGGAGUUCGCAUAAGCUUGGACUGCGCCAACUUCGCGUUUAUCGAUGUGGAUAAGCUGGUAAUCUCCCUCCGCACUGGAGAGCUCUACGUCCUCACACUUUGCGUUGACUCGAUGAGGACGGUGAGAAAUUUCCAUUUCCACAAAGCAGCCGCCAGCGUGCUAACCAGUUGCAUCUGCGUUCUGCAUUCCGAGUACAUCUUCCUGGGAUCGCGUCUGGGAAACUCCCUGCUGCUGCACUUCACGGAGGAGGAUCAGAGCACGGUCAUUACUUUGGACGAUGUGGAGCAACAGGCGGAACAGCAGCAGAGAAAUCUGCAGGAAGAGGAACAGAAUCUGGAGGAGAUUUUUGAUGUUGAUCAAAUGGAACUGGCGCCCACUCAAGCAAAGUCGCGGCGAAUCGAGGACGAGGAAUUGGAAGUGUACGGCUCAGGAGCUAAGACUUCGGUACUCCAGCUGCGCAAGUUCAUCUUUGAGGUAUGCGACAGUCUCAUCAACGUGGCUCCCAUUAACUACAUGUGCGCCGGAGAAAGAGUGGAAUUCGAGGAGGACGGAGCCACUUUGCGACCGCAUGCGGAAUCGCUGAAUGAGCUGAAGAUCGAGCUGGUCGCUGCCACUGGUCACAGCAAAAACGGAGCUCUAUCCGUGUUUGUGAACUGCAUUAAUCCCCAGAUUAUUACCAGCUUUGAGCUAGACGGCUGCCUCGAUGUGUGGACCGUGUUUGAUGAUGCCACCAAAAAGUCCUCGCGGCACGAUCAGCAUGAUUUUAUGUUGCUUUCGCAAAGGAAUUCUACAUUGGUUCUUCAAACAGGACAGGAAAUCAACGAGAUCGAGAAUACCGGAUUUACGGUGAAUCAACCGACGAUAUUUGUGGGUAAUCUUGGACAGCAGAGGUUCAUAGUUCAGAUCACCACUCGUCAUGUCAGAUUACUGCAGGGCACGCGUCUUAUCCAGAAUGUGCCCAUCGAUGUGGGCUCACCGGUGGUGCAGGUGUCCAUAGCAGAUCCAUACGUUUGCCUUCGGGUGCUAAAUGGUCAGGUUAUUACGUUGGCACUGCGAGAGACACGCGGAACUCCCCGUCUGGCCAUCAAUAAGCACACCAUUAGCAGUUCACCCGCCGUGGUUGCCAUCUCCGCGUAUAAGGAUCUAUCUGGACUAUUCACAGUCAAAGGGGAUGAUGUCAAUCUGACGGGAGGCUCGAGCAGUGGAUUUGGCCACACUUUCGGUGGCUACAUGAAGGCAGAGCCCAAUAUGAAGGUGGAGGACGAGGAAGAUCUGCUCUAUGGCGAUGCCGGAAGUGCAUUCAAGAUGAAUAGCAUGGCUGAUUUAGCCAAGCAGUCAAAACAGAAAAACUCGGACUGGUGGCGACGCCUCCUGGUGCAAGCAAAGCCCAGCUAUUGGCUGGUCGUAGCACGCCAGAGUGGCACCUUGGAGAUAUACUCCAUGCCGGACAUGAAGCUGGUGUAUCUCGUGAACGAUGUGGGCAAUGGAGCUAUGGUUCUUACGGAUGCCAUGGAAUUCGUGCCCAUUUCGCUAACCACGCAGGAAAACUCUAAGGCGGGCAUUGUCCAGGCUUGUAUGCCGCAGCACGCCAACUCCCCGCUGCCGCUGGAACUGAGCGUCAUUGGUUUGGGACUCAACGGAGAGAGACCUCUGCUUUUCGUUCGAACCCGAGUGGAGCUGCUCAUAUACCAGGUCUUCCGGUAUCCGAAGGGACAUCUUAAGAUACGCUUCCGCAAGCUAGAGCAACUAAAUCUUCUGGACCAACAGCCGUCGCAUAUUGAGUUGGAUGAGAACGAAGAGCAGGAGGAGAUCGAAUCCUAUCAAAUGCAACCGAAGUAUGUUCAAAAACUUCGCCCAUUUGCCAACGUUGGAGGACUGUCUGGCAUUAUGGUGUGUGGAGUGAAUCCGUGUUUUGUUUUCCUUACUUCCCGUGGAGAACUUCGUAUCCAUCGGCUGCUGGGAAAUGGUGAUGUGCGCAGUUUUGCCGCAUUUAACAAUAUCAAUAUACCAAAUGGAUUCCUGUAUUUUGACACCACCUUUGAGCUAAAGAUCUCUGUGCUGCCCAGCUAUCUGAGCUACGACUCUCAGUGGCCGGUGCGCAAAGUACCACUGAGAUGCACGCCUAGGCAACUGGUUUACCACCGGGAAAAUCGAGUUUAUUGCUUGAUCACCCAAACGGAAGAGCCUAUGACCAAGUACUAUCGGUUUAAUGGAGAGGAUAAGGAGCUGUCUGAGGAAAGUCGUGGCGAGAGGUUUAUCUACCCCAUUGGCUCGCAGUUCGAAAUGGUUUUAAUAUCCCCCGAAACCUGGGAAAUAGUUCCCGAUGCGUCCAUUACCUUUGAGCCCUGGGAGCAUGUCACCGCAUUCAAGAUCGUAAAGUUGUCCUACGAAGGUACGAGAUCUGGUCUCAAGGAAUACCUUUGCAUAGGAACCAACUUUAACUACAGCGAGGAUAUCACCAGCAGGGGAAAUAUUCAUAUCUAUGACAUCAUCGAAGUGGUUCCCGAACCCGGAAAACCAAUGACCAAAUUUAAGCUAAAGGAGGUCUUCAAGAAAGAGCAAAAGGGACCCGUAUCGGCCAUUUCAGAUGUGCUCGGUUUUCUGGUCACUGGCUUGGGCCAGAAGAUUUACAUUUGGCAGCUGCGCGAUGGAGAUCUAAUUGGCGUGGCUUUCAUAGAUACGAAUAUCUAUGUGCACCAGAUUAUCACUGUCAAAUCGCUGAUAUUUAUCGCAGAUGUUUACAAAUCAAUUAGUUUACUGCGCUUCCAAGAGGAGUAUCGCACUUUGUCGCUGGCAUCGCGAGAUUUUAAUCCGCUGGAGGUCUAUGGUAUCGAAUUCAUGGUAGACAACUCCAAUCUGGGCUUCCUGGUCACAGAUGCUGAGCGCAAUUUAAUUGUUUAUAUGUAUCAGCCGGAGGCCAGGGAAUCACUGGGUGGCCAGAAACUGCUCCGCAAGGCGGACUAUCAUCUGGGACAGGUGGUGAACACCAUGUUCCGUGUGCAGUGCCAUCAAAAGGGACUUCAUCAACGCCAACCCUUCCUCUACGAAAACAAACACUUUGUGGUCUACGGCACCCUCGAUGGAGCUCUGGGAUAUUGCCUGCCACUGCCAGAGAAAGUGUACAGGCGAUUCCUUAUGCUGCAGAAUGUCCUCCUCUCCUACCAGGAUCACCUGUGUGGCCUCAAUCCCAAGGAGUACCGCACUCUCAAAUCGUUCAAGAAGCAAGGCAUCAAUCCCUCGCGAUGCAUCAUCGAUGGAGAUUUAAUCUGGUCAUAUCGGCUAAUGGCCAAUUCGGAGCGCAAUGAAGUGGCCAAGAAGAUCGGCACGCGGACGGAGGAAAUUCUUGCGGAUCUGCUGGAGAUCGAGAGACUGGCCAGCGUUUUCUAGACACCCUUCGCUUUAAAAAUGUAAAGUUUUAGUUGGUAGCCAUAUUGUAGUUUAUGUUACGAGUUUCUCAGUUGUAAUUUUAGUUUUGUAAUCCAAUCGAAAGCCACAACAAAGUAUUUUGUUAAGUAAACUUCAAAGUUUUGUAUGAUUUUUGGGAUCGGCAAGGAAUCUUUAGUCGGAAAGUAAUAAAAAGAAGCUUGUCCAUUUU
Messenger RNA from Drosophila elegans, 4689 nucleotides. It is a transcript of the gene CPSF1, whose product is annotated as cleavage and polyadenylation specificity factor subunit 1. NCBI's taxonomy places the organism in Eukaryota, Metazoa, Arthropoda, Insecta, Diptera, Drosophilidae. The record is from RefSeq and is a predicted model, not a curated record. The transcript is spliced from 4 exons. Gene Ontology annotation, molecular function: protein binding; nucleic acid binding. Gene Ontology annotation, cellular component: nucleus; mRNA cleavage and polyadenylation specificity factor complex. The coding region runs from base 114 to 4481 and encodes 1455 amino acids.